Suillus subalutaceus is the source of this 936-nucleotide messenger RNA. RefSeq lists its product as uncharacterized. The record is from RefSeq and is a predicted model, not a curated record. Bases 229 to 900 code for a protein of 223 amino acids. NCBI's taxonomy places the organism in Eukaryota, Fungi, Basidiomycota, Agaricomycetes, Boletales, Suillaceae. Gene Ontology annotation, molecular function: transmembrane monodehydroascorbate reductase activity. The transcript has 7 exons.
UGCGACUGACCGUCCGCUGGCAACGCCGAGAUAACAGCGCCACGCUUUUAAGUAUCUUCAGCACGCAUCAUACAUAGAAACUGCGCGUUUCACCCACCAUCAUGCCAGAGCAUACUUCCGACGAAGUCACGGAAUAUGAAGAACAGUACAAACUACUAGGAUGCUAACGAUCAUACUGAAACCUCGGUGGAGGAUGCGGACUCGGAUCUGCCUUUCCCGACAUCAACCAUGAGCUCUGACAACGCCAACAAAUCCGAGGAACGCCGGAUGGACAGACUCGCUGCAUAUGGAGCACUCAUUUCCAUACUGAUCUUCGUAUGCAUCACUUGGUUCAUCGUAUUCACGAACAACCCUACAUCAAUGGGAUGGUUCCCCAUCCACCCGCUUCUCCUGAGCUUAGGUAUCGGCUGCUUCACCUAUGGGAUCCUGACGCUCCAACCAACUGCAUACCCAAAAACUAAAGCAGCUGGCCUACAACGACACCAGAGAACGAUGCUCUUCGUCGGCUUCCCAUGCGUCGCCUUGGGCAUCCUAGCAGUCGAGAUUCAGAAAUUCAACCUAGGACAUGGACAUUUCGCGACAUGGCAUGGGAUUUUCGGACUUGUUUCUGUCGGGUGGCUCGUGGGACAAGUGAUCCUCGGCGGCGGAAGUGUGUGGUAUGGAGGUGCAGCGUUUGGUGGCGGUAUGAAGGCCAAGAAGUUAUGGAAAUACCACAGGCUGUCUGGCUAUGUCCUAUUCCCUCUUCUCCUGACCACCGCUCACCUUGGAGGCGCGUGGUCCGUUUGGGUGACCUCCCAUAGCCAGCCAGUAGUGCGUUUUGUCGGGUAUACUGUUGCGCCGAUAGUCGCAAUUCUAGCUCUCUACGCGCGUGUCAGAACAUCCAAAUUGAAGUUCUUCUGAUGCUCUCAAACAAAUUUCUUUGUCUUAGAUUAAAUU